CUGUGUGGUGGUAACUCUUUACUCAAGAGGCUGAUCGACUUUUAUCCCAUUGUGGUCUUCUGCUCUUCAUGUUCGGGGUCAAAAUGUCCAGGCCAACUUGGAUCCUUUUUACUACACUCAGCAUUAUUCACCUCUCCUGUAUGACAGUUCCUACAGCCACAAAGUCAAUGGAACUAAGUCCCUUGUAUGUAGCAGUGAACCAAAACGCGGAGAUAAGCUGUAACUACACAUCCCCAGAAGAGUUAAAUGAACUCAAAAUCUCGCUGGUUAAAGGACUGAAAAACGGAACCGAUGUCUGCUCAUAUUCCUGGAAUACAAUAUCAAAUACAACAAAAACAGAAAAAGACUUUAACUGUCGGGUGGAUUUUGCCAAAAAACCAAACAAAAUAACUUUCCACCUCCAGAAUGUACAGGUCAAUCAGAUGGACAUUUAUACCUGCAAAAUUGAGACUUUACACCCACCACCAUAUAAAGAGAAUAUAAGCCAUAAUGCGACUUUCAUUCACGUGACAGGUGUUUCUGAAGCCCCAGAACGUCCGUGCCCGGAACAUAGACUGGAAUACAUGCUGAUGAUAGCAGCAAUCAUCAUCUUUAUUGUCUACAGCGUGACAGUAACAGCAGCUUCUUACUAUUGCUGGUGGAAAGCAAAGAAGAAUAGGAUUGUUCGGAAUGACUAUUUCAACAUGACGCCUUGGCAAACUAAUGGUGUAAAGAAGAGGCAACCUCCCUUGAAUGUCCCAGCAAGGAACUACACUGCCUACCGAUCGUGGGAGCCAUGAUGCAUGCGUGACACACUUGGCCUCUUCCUACCAUGGGAAAUGCAACAGUAUGUUCUGCCUUUUGUUGUGUGGGCACUGAUGGAUCGUAACUGGCGAUAGAUAACAGCAAGAGAAAAGUAUAUUCAGUAGCACAAAUAAUUAAAACUACAAGCUAACUUUCAUAUUGGUGACAGAAAAGAAGAAAAUCCGGAAUUGGGUUGUAAAUAGUCACGUAGGCCUGUCAUUUGUUUUAUCCAAACACUGCCUUGUGAUCCCCACAGAUGAUGUUUAAAUUGUAAUCAAACUCUACAAAAAUCAUAGGUAAACAUUUGUCAUUUUUUUAUGCCAAAAGAGAAAAUGCUGAAUGUACAGUUCAAAACAUGUGUGGAACAGAUCAGAAACAUCUUAAUUAUUUGGCCCCAUGUAGAACUUCAUGCUAAUUUAAAUGAAGUGUGUGAUUAGCAGGAUAUAGGUUUGCCGUGUAACUCUGUAGAGUAUCAAUUUUUGUAGUGAAUUGAUUCCAUAUACUGGUAAAACAAUCAAUCUGUAAGUGGUUUCUGGAAGAGCCUUGGAGGAAAAGGGUGGAAUGUACAUCCAUAUGAGAAAACUCUUGAAAUUUACAGACUCAUCAAAGUUUGAACAAAAGAAGCAGACAAAAAGCAAUGAGAGCAGAGCUACUAAUUCCCUGACAAAGUGGCUCCCAAUAAGAUCUCACAGUGGGAUGUACUUUCAUUUUUUUGACAUUGUGCUAUCUUGA
Messenger RNA from Anolis sagrei ordinatus, 1515 nucleotides. It is a transcript of the gene CD28, whose product is annotated as CD28 molecule. The record is from RefSeq and is a predicted model, not a curated record. Gene Ontology annotation, cellular component: external side of plasma membrane; membrane. NCBI's taxonomy places the organism in Eukaryota, Metazoa, Chordata, Lepidosauria, Squamata, Anolidae. Gene Ontology annotation, biological process: T cell activation; immune response; T cell receptor signaling pathway.